GCAAGAAAGGGAGGAUCCGGGUGUGAGGGUCGAAGAGAUUGUGGAUGAAAAUGAAGAAGUGAAUCAACGGAUAAAGGCGGGGACUAUGAAGGAGGAGCCUAUAGUCGUUGAGUCAGACGAUGAGGCGCAGGAGGUGGUAAGAGAGUCGGCCUUGACCAUCCUGGAAACGAUGGAGGACCUGCUGGCGAAGGUGGGCAGGUACCAGGAACAGUUGAGGGUGAUGUGUGAGGAGACCCGAGAGUGGGAAAUGAACCUCCCUGAAGUGAUGCUCUAUGGGUCCGGCCCGGAGUCGUCAUCAGGACCGCAGGGAUGCCCAAGUGUGGCAACAGCCGGAGCAGGUCCUAGGUCAGGGAUGACCUUCAGGCCCCCUACGUCGCAUGGAGGGGUGCCACAGGCCUCGCAGACUAGGGGCCAAAGUAAGGCUACCGCUAGUCAAGGGCCCAGCCAGGCACCUGGUCAGGCGCCUCCUCGAAGGGAACCUGAGCCGGAACGAAGGAAAGAAGUGGUGGAGGUUCAGGAAGAGGAAGAUGAGGGUGAUAACGAAGAGGAUGAGAGGCUCCGCCAGGAAGAAGAUCGGCGAGUUGAGCAGAGGGCCAAGAAGAGAGGGAUUCAAGGAGGGGCGGAGCCGAGCCUGCACGAUGGCGUGCCAAAAAGGAAGAAGUACGCAGUUCGGCUGGAGGAGGGCUUUGACGUGGAGCGAAUGGUGGACAAGCUCCUGGAGGGCCACAAUGAUUUGAUGAAUCUAAAGGACAUCUUGGCGUCGGCACCAAGGCUCCGUGGUGAACUGAAAGGGCGGCUCUCACGAAGGUUAGUACCCAACGUCCACCUGAGCUCAAUUAUGCCCAAGGAGAUAGAGUGGACAGAGGCGGGCACCAAGAUGGACUGGAAAUGUGUGGCAUGCGGAUUGGUGGAUCUGAAGGUGAGAGACCAGCCGAGCAUCGCAAUGGUGGACACGGGCGCUGAGAUGAAUAUCAUCCAGGAGCGGGACGCGACCAUGCUAGGGCUGGAGGUUGACCAUUCGGACCAUGGCGUGCUGCAUGGUGCCAACUGUAAGGCGAUUUUCUGCGGCACCGCGUCCAACGUGAUGGUGGAAAUUGGGAGGGUAAGGAUGCGAAUGUGCUUCUUCGUCAUGCCCGAUGUCGACCACCCUAUCCUUCUGGGGAGGUCGUUCCUUUGUCGAACGGAGACUUUGGUCUUCAAUAGGCAUGAGGGGACGAUGAUCCUGGCCUUAUCUGAUCCGGCCUGCGGGAACUACGAGAUCAUCAAGUGCCGGAACACAAGAACCGGAAGUGGGAGAAACAGGCUCAACCUCGGUUCCUUUACCUUCGAGGAAUCUGAGUACGAGCGACGGAGACUCCGGGAGGAACAGGAGGAGGAAGGAGCAGGCGAGGCAGGGCCGUGCCGUAUUAAUGAUGAGAAUGAUGAGGGGCUGAUAAUUGACGAGUCUGGCUUCCUUUCGCCCCAGGAGAGGACCUUGAUGGUGGAGACCAUGAAGAGGAGGCAUUGCGCGUAUGCAUUUAAUGAAGACGAGUAUGGGAGGUUGGACGUGGAUAAGAUCCCAAUGAUACGAAUCCAUACCGUCCCACACGAGCCGUGGAAUCUAAGGGGCGCGCGAUAUCCAAACCCAGAUGAGGAGAAGAAGGUGGUGGACUAUUUGGACAGGAAAAUGCGGACGUACGUGGCAGACUACUCCAGUGGGCCAUAUGCCUCCCCUUGGUUUUGUUUUAUCACGCCGAACGGGACGUUACGGUGGGUGCAGGAUUUGCAACGGUUGAAUGCGGUGACGGUGCGGGACGUGGGAGGAUUGCCGAACGCGGACGCCCUGUCAGAAUCAUGCGCAGGAAGACCUAUAAUCUCGCUUAUAGACCUUUAUUCUAGGUAUGACCAGUUUCCCGUGUACCCGCCGGACAGGCCGGUGACGGCAAUGCAUACGCCAACGGGGCUGAUCCACAUGAAUGUAGCCCCUCAGGGGUGGACUAAUGCGGUGGCGAUGGUGCAAAGGCACAUGAUCAGGGCCAUGCAGACAGUUAGUCCACAUAUUACCCAGCCCUACAUCGACGAUCUGGCGGUCAAGGGUCCAAAGGAGAAGGAGGAAGACGAAGUGAUGUCAGGGGUGAGACGGUUUGUUUGGAGGCAUAUCCAGGAUAUCGAUCAGGUUUUGGGUCUGCUAAAAGAGCAUAAUUUGACGGCGAGCGGCCCCAAGUCAAAGCACUGUAUGAGGGAGGCCACAAUUUUGGGCUUUGUCUGCAAUGAGAAGGGGCGGAGGCCAGAUGUGAAGAAAACGGACAAGAUCCUAGAGUGGUCAGUCCCCUUUCAGUCGAUAACGGACGUGAGAAGCUUCAUUGGGACCUGUGGAUUUUUUAGGAGUUUUGUGAAGGACUUCGCCACCAAGACGGAGCAUUUGAGGAAGCUGGUGCGUCAUGAGCAGGAAUGGGUCUGGGGGGAAGACCAGGAGAGGGCUGUGGAAAGGAUGAAGGGGGAGUUCAAGGAAGGAGGCUUGGUGCUGGGAGCGCCAAAUUAUGAGGCCACGGAGGAAAGGCCAUUCGUUGUCGAGACGGACGCUGGGCCAACUGCCUUAGGAGGGGAGUUGGACAUACCAGGAGAGACGCCAUUCCGGAGCUUAGCGACUCACCUUGAUGUAUCUCGAUGGGAGGCCUCGCGGUUGGGGGAGGGCUCAAUUGAGCCGGCGCGCUAUGUGCCUUUGGAGGAGCCUUUGGACCCCGAGACAGAGACGGACAUGGGAGACCGAGAGGGGCCGCAGGAUCCUGGAAUGGCAGCCGAGAAGUCGGAGCUGGUACGGCCUCAGGGCGGGGAGGUGAUCACGAUCGGAGACGAUACCCAUCCAUGCUCCCCAGUUCCGGAGCCAGCGCAGCAUUCAUGGCCAGAGGGGAUUCCUGAGCCAGGCAGCGAGGAGAUUCCGGAGUUUCCCCCAGAGACCACUGCGGUGCCUGAGCAGGAGGCAGAGAUGGAGGAGCAGGGGGCGGGUGAGGGAGCGAGGACGAAGGCGAUUCACGAUUUACCCUCCGCUGAGAUGGAGGCAGCAGGGAUAGAGCUGACACCGCCGGUCAAGCCCAAGACAAGCAAGCAGAGGAUCGACGAGUUGUGGGCCAUAUAUGAGUGCCAGAGGGAUGCAGCCUGCCAGAGGUCACAAGAGAAGGGACAGGCGGACGAAGAGGCGGGUGAGCUAAGAGAGAUGGGGGACUCGGGGUUCUCUGCGACUAGGAUGGCGAUCGAGCUCGGGGAUAAGAGGAUGCGCGAGGUGGCGGUUACAUCGUUCCAGCGGUAUAGCCUACUCAACGACGAGCUCACGGCUAGGAGGUUGGAGGUGGAGCACCUGACUACUCAGCUUGCCGAGGAGGGGGCGAGGAGCCAGGCUAAGGAGGUCAAGUGGGAAAGGAGAUUUGGGGAGAUGGCAGCCAUUGUGGACAGGCUCUCGGCAGCCUGGGAGGCUAGUCAGACAGGACCAGCUGGUGCCGAUGGCCAGGGCCGGGGGACGCACGCUUCGUCGAGUCGGGGGGCAGCGGUGGAGGCCCCUCGGCAGGACGGGCCAAUGGGGGAGGUGCCCUUGGAUACGACCGAGAAGGAGGGUGGCGCACAGGAGUCGCUUAUGGCUAUGUCCACGGAGAGGAGAGGCUCGCGUUUGCAUAAGCUGGCGGUAGCCAUGGGGGUAGGUACUCCACAGGAGAGGCCUCAGAGACUCGACGCUCCAGAGUAUGCCCCGAGGUUGGGAGAACUGAGGGCGGAGCUGGGCUCCUGGGCCACAGAGACGAACUCAGGAGGGCCUGACUCAGGGCGGCAGCAGCAGCAGGAGAUCAUGAGUGAUUCCACCGCCAUAGUGGGCUCUCAGCCGUCAGGAUCAUGUGGGGAUAAGGCGGUGAUGGUGAUAGAGAGGCCUCAUGAGGAGGGACCCCGAGAGUUGGACAUGCCAGAUUGCAGGCCAUUGAGCACAGCCGUACGAGAGGGUGAGGGUGCAGAGGCUAUGGAGCCCGGACCUCAGGGCCAUAUGGGAUCGCCCUCAUGUCAUGAGGUGACCACUGAGACUAUGGGGACGCCUUCAGCAUCGAGUUCCCAGGGGAGAAAGAAGAAGACUGGCAGGUGGCACGAUACCUCCUGCUUUUGGUGCAAGGAGAAAGGGCAUAGAGCCGUGGACUGCCCAGAACUCCUCGAGGAUAAAGCCGAGGGGCGAGUUGCGGAGUUCAACGGCAAGUUCUAUGACAGGCAGGGCAGGAUAGUGGAGCGGGCUCCAGAUGGGGGCAGGGCUCGGUUAUAUAGGCAGAACCAGGAGAAAUUGUAUAAGUAGCGACUGGUCUGUCUAUGUGUCAGUAGGGUCUGAGUAUUUGGCACACAGGGGGCGGGCUGAAGGUGUACAUAUGUCUAGCUGACUGAGGGGGUCCUAGAUGUGUGCACACUUUGGAGGUGGUAGGAUGAGUCCCUGCCUGCUUAUACAUACAUAGUUGAUUGUGCUUUCCUUGAGCUUUUCUUUCAUAGGCUACGACUUAGAGCAUGAGGGUUGGUCGUAGGACACAUGGGACUAUUCAGUCUAUUUUUGGUUUCGCGAUGUAGAGACUAUUUGAGUUUGAGGGAGACUUGGGUAUGAGUUUUCCCUAG
Messenger RNA from Chara braunii, 4608 nucleotides. The record is from the annotation of a GenBank genome assembly. Lineage: Eukaryota; Viridiplantae; Streptophyta; Charophyceae; Charales; Characeae.